Molecule: messenger RNA, 1110 nt
Organism: Trifolium pratense (red clover)
Lineage: Eukaryota; Viridiplantae; Streptophyta; Magnoliopsida; Fabales; Fabaceae
Exons: 1
Coding region: 202-774 (190 amino acids)
Source: RefSeq, a predicted model, not a curated record
AAAUGAGGUAUUCCUACAGACCUGAGUGGGUGUAGUGGUUGGAACUUUUCAAUAGUACUAGUCUUGAUACUUCAACUAAUUAGAAUUUAUUAUUACAUUAGCAUAAUAGUUUUUAGGUGAAAAAGUUAUAGGAAAAUUUAUACAACUCUAAAGGAUUUCUCUUGAAGGAUAGGGUUUCAGAACAAUCAUUUUUAAGUAUUUAUGUCGUUGGUAAGUUCAAUGGAUAACAUGGCAUGUAAUAAAGUGCAACAUGUGAGGAAGGCAAAGAAGAAGCAGGUCAAAGAUGAGCUGGAUCGUCUUAAACAGGCUGAAAAGAAAAAGAGACGGUUGGAAAAAGCUCUAGCUACUUCUGCUGCCAUCAUAUCGGAACUGGAAAAAAAGAAACAGAAGAAGAAAGAAGAACAACAGAGACUUGAUGAAGAGGGUGCUGCAAUUGCAGAAGCUGUCGCUCUACAUGUUCUACUCGGUGAAGACGCAGAUGAUUCAUAUAAGGUUGACUGCAAGACCUGGGAUGAUUAUAAUCAUAAUCUUGAGUUCUUCAUGGGUGGGAAAAGAGCUUGCUUUCCGAAUCUAGAUGGUGGUACAUGGUCCGUCACUGCUGAAAAUGGCAAGUGGUCUAUCUCGUCCGGUCCUUUUGAAAACAACUUGCACGAACCAAUUUACGAAGAAGCAAGAUGGGAUCCUACAAGAUUUUCUGUUGAUCUUAUAGCAGCACAAGCAGUUAGAUCACUCCAAAUUGCAGAGAAUGCAGAUGAGGAUAGGAUACUCUUCUAAUCGGAUGCUCGAAUGUCGCCGGAUUAAUCGUGUCUUUGCUGGUUACUUGAGUCUUUUGUUGUUUUAUUGGAGGUCUUUCAUGUGUAUAUAACUAUAUUAUAUUAUAUAUCGCGAGUCUUGUGUUUGUCAAACAACACAUUCUGCUUCUGCUGUGAUCGAACGUGUUGGCAGUGUCACUGUGUUUUAUUCUGAUUUUGUUUACCUGUAUGUGGAGCUGCUAAUUUUCUUUGUGGAGUGAUGACUUUCAUACUCUGAAGUAUUGUAGGGAAACUAUACGUUUUUGAGCUGAUUAUCAGUGGCAAUAAUAUGAGUGGAGACCUCAUGAUUUACACUAUA